UUUAUUGGAUGGUUGGUGGGAUAAAAUCAUUUUAUAAAUUUGUUGCUCCUAUUUGUAAAUUUGAGUCGGCUUUAUCAAGAUCAAUUAUUGUAAUAUUUUCCCUUCAUUUGUCACUUAAACAAGAUAAUCCAUUAAAACAAUAAAACAAUACUACCCAUAUUUUAUCACAAUUGAAGAGGUUUUUCAAACAAUGAUUAUUACAUAUAUUUUUAUUGGAUUAUUUAUUAUAUCCUUUAUUCUAAAUUUAAAUGCCGAACAAGGCAUGCCAGGAUUUCCUGGACUUCCUGGUCAAAAAGGAGAGAAAGGAUCGCCUGGAGAAUCUGGUUUUCCUGGUUUACCUGGCAUGAAAGGAGAAUCUGGUUAUCCUGGUUUACCUGGUAAAGAUGGAACGACUGGACUUCCUGGUAUGAAGGGAGAAAUUGGUAUUCCUGGUGCGCCUGGAUUCCCUGGUAUGAAAGGAGAUUCUGGUUUUCAUGGUUUAGCUGGUACGCCUGGAUUUCCUGGUUUUAAAUAA
Molecule: messenger RNA, 514 nt
Organism: Meloidogyne enterolobii
Lineage: Eukaryota; Metazoa; Nematoda; Chromadorea; Rhabditida; Meloidogynidae
Source: the annotation of a GenBank genome assembly